CUGGACUGAAAGCACCGACUCUCUUCGCACAGGGGAGACACUUGAAGGACUCCCUAUAAGCACUUGAGAUGGAGGCUCUCGAUGGCCACUGUCCAAGUAACGGCCAAUGCUCUCCUGGUAAGGAAAACGCAAGAGUUUUAGAGGACAUGUCAACACCUAAUGGAGAGACAGUUCAUCAGGGUCCCAAUUCCCCCUGUGAACUGUCAAUUAAGCAAGAGGAAGACACAGCGGAGGAAACUGACGACAGAAGCCCGGCACUUGAAGAAAUAAGCCAAACAGGGGAUGAAGUAGUCGUAUUGGAGGAAUCCAUGACCGGCAGUCCGAGCAACGCCCAGGACGGAUUAUCUGAGCUGAACAUGACGGCUGAUUCAGGAAGUGGCCAACCAAAUGGUGAGAGGCCAUUCCAGUGCAAACAGUGUGGUGUCUCGUUCACUCAGAAGGGAAACCUGCUGCGACACAUCAAGCUGCACACGGGCGAAAAACCGUUCAAAUGCCCCUUCUGCAGCUACGCCUGCCGGCGGCGCGAUGCCCUCACUGGUCAUUUGCGAACUCACGCUGUUGGCAAGCCGCACAAGUGUAGCUACUGUGGGAGGAGCUACAAGCAGCGCACGUCUCUGGAGGAGCACAAAGAGAGAUGCCACAGUUACCUGCAAGGUAUCGGCCUGGAUCCCACUGCCCACACCGGCCCUUACACAGGUGAAGGUCCUAAAGAGCCGAGGGCCAUGGCAGAGGCAAACGCCAUGGCAGCGUUCGAUAGGCCGCCUGUUAUUGAGAGGCUGCAUAGCAACGUGGGCAAGAGGAAGAGCACCACCCCUCAGAAGUUUGUGGGUGAAAAGAUGGUUCGCUACAGCUACCCUGAUAUAGGCUACGAGAUGGGCAUUAAGUAUGAAAAGCAGAAUGAGAUGAUACCAGCCCACAUGAUGGACCAGGCCAUCAGCAAUGCUAUCACCUACCUGGGAUCGGACAGCCUUCGGCCCAUGCUCCACCACACGGGACCGCCUCUCUCUAUGGCCGACGUGGUGCCCAUGGUCAACCCCCUCUACCACCAUGUCCUGCCAAUGGGCCAGCGGACAGAGCAUCCGGGCAACUUUGAUUCGAUGCCACCACAUCGGCCUCAGUCCCGGAACUUCCCCGGCCACCCCACCUCAAAUGGCCCCACUGCUCUAACCAGGCAGGACAAGCCCCCCCGGUCAGGGCACGAGGAAUCGCCCAGCAACAGCGGAGCGGACUCUGCCGACUCGGCUCGGAGCAGCCCUCAGGAGAGGCAGGGCUACCACGGGGUGCCCCCCCCUCCCGGCCUCAGGGCUCGGCAGAGUCCCGCAGUGAUCUGCUCAGGUGAGCGGGUGACGGAGCCGGCCAUGAGGGGGGGGAUGGGGGCGGGGCUGAUGCGAGUGGCCGCAGAGAGGCCCGUGAGCCAGAGGGGGGUGCGGGUGUUUGCACGGGACGGGCAGGAGCUGCGGGCCUUCCAGUGCCGGCACUGCCAGGUGCUGUUCCUGGACCACGUUAUGUACACCAUCCACAUGGGUUGCCACGGUUACAGAGAUCCACUGGAGUGCAACAUCUGUGGUCACCGCAGCAAAGAUCGCUACGAGUUCUCGUCUCACAUCGUCCGUGGUGAACACACCUUCCAGUGAGAGGAUGCGUGGGAGUUAAGAGGAGGACAAAGAAGGGAAAGGAGCAAUAGCCUGGUGUCCAUUCUUCUCCCCCCCGACCUCUGAGACUGCACAGCUGAAGAGCACUGUAUACAAGUGUGGCACAAUCAAAGACUUCUUUUUAAGCUACUUAUUGUGAAUCAAUCAUAUGAAGGUAUGGGCCAAAAACACAUUUUCUACAUAUUUAAUUAAUGAUUAAAUAUAGAAGAAGGAAGGUAAGUUCGUGUAUUUUGUAUAAAGCAGCUGUCAAGAUGACUUUGACUAUUUUUUUCCUCUUU
Molecule: messenger RNA, 1930 nt
Organism: Limanda limanda (common dab)
Lineage: Eukaryota; Metazoa; Chordata; Actinopteri; Pleuronectiformes; Pleuronectidae
Gene: ikzf2
Product: IKAROS family zinc finger 2
Exons: 8
Coding region: 69-1634 (521 amino acids)
Biological process (GO): regulation of transcription by RNA polymerase II
Molecular function (GO): DNA-binding transcription factor activity; RNA polymerase II cis-regulatory region sequence-specific DNA binding
Source: RefSeq, a predicted model, not a curated record